Molecule: messenger RNA, 1153 nt
Organism: Rubroshorea leprosula
Lineage: Eukaryota; Viridiplantae; Streptophyta; Magnoliopsida; Malvales; Dipterocarpaceae
Source: the annotation of a GenBank genome assembly
AAAGAUCCUUAUAUGGAAAAAUUUGGUGAAGCGUUAAAAGUUAUAAAUAGUAAACAGAAGCUUAUCCACAUGCGAUACCUUUUAACUGAAAGAGGAAUUAUAAAUGUGUACAUUGAGCAUGUGUGUGAUGAGCCAAACAUUUUAGCUUUGCUUGAGGGUGGCACUAUUCUACAUGAAGCAAUUGAUGAAGGUACAAUGGACAUUGGGGAAGGCUAUGUGACACAAAAUUCACAACCAACCCCAAAUUGUACUGAAGCUCUAGAAACAGUUGAAAGUGAGGGUGAUGAAACAGAUGUAAUGCAUGGAGGUGAUGCAUCCCAACAACAAGAUCCAGAGAAGAAUGAUCAUGAUGAUGAGGAAUUGCCUAAUAUUAUGCAUAGUGAUGUAGAUGAUGAGGAUUGUGGGGAAGGCUGUGUGACACAAAAUUCACACUCAGCCCGAAAUUUUCAUGAAACUCCAGAAACAGCAGCUGAAUGUGAUGCUGAUGAAAUAGAUGCAGUGCAUGAAGAUGGUGCUGGACCAAGUGACACAAUCCAUGAGACCCCUACCACAAUUAAUGAAGAUGGUGAAAGGGUCCCUAUAGGAACUGAUGGCCAUGGAGAUUUGGCUUAUGAUUCUAGCUUUGAAAAUAGUGAAGAUGAAUUUGAGGUUUCUAGCGAUGAUUCAGGUGAGUACAAUGUUGUGGAUGAAGAUGAACCUAAAGAAGAAGAAGAAGAAGAAGAUGUAAGAACUACUAAAAGUGGUGAUUUAUGGUUUAAUCCUUCAUGGACUGAUGUUUGGUUUGAGAUAGGGAUAAAGUUUGAGCAUGUUGCACAGUUUAAAGAGGCUAUAGCUAAGUACCAAAUUCAAAAAGGUUAUAGGUUGAAGCCUAUUAAAAGUGACCCUACUAGACCAAUAAUUGGAGUAGAUGCCUGUUUCUUUAAGGGGAUGUUUAAAGGAACUCUUUUGGCAACUGUUGCAAGAGUUGGGAACAAUCAAAUGUUCCCAAUUGCUUGGGCUGUUGUUGACUCAGAGUAUUCUAGCUCAUGAACCUUUUUUUUUAGAUGCCUAGCUGAUGAUCCAUCAAAUCACAGUAGGCGAGACUUAACCUUCAUUUCGGACCAACAUCUUGUAAGUGUGCACAAUUUAUUAUGAAUUAAUUUACAAAAAUUUU